AUGUUGAGAUUCCGAGUCUUCCCUCCAGAGCAUCACCACUUAGGAAACGUGCCCUGGGACUUGGGUGUCCUGCUCAUCUUCUUUCUCCUGGACCUGACCAGAGAAGGUUGCCUUGGAGAGAACCUUCAGCAGGCCUUCCGUGUGGAGCCAGAUAACGUCACCGUCCAUGAAGGGCAGACAGCUCUGCUAAAUUGUGAAGUGGAUCACCCUUCUGGCAUUGUACAGUGGGCGAAGGAUGGGUUAUUGCUGGGCCCGGAUCGGAACAUCCCCAGUUUCCCCCGCUACAACAUGGCGGGAGACCCUAAUGAAGGCAAGUAUAACCUGCAAGUGACAAGGAGCCGACUCGAAGAUGACGCCUCGUACGAGUGCCAGGUGGGGCCCUCGGAGAGCAGCGACGGCAUCAUCUCUCGCAGUGUGCAGCUCACUGUGCUUAUUCCACCUAAGAAACCGCUCAUUACUGAGUACGAGGCCAACAGCACUGUGACCUGGCUGGCUGGUGUGGAAUACACGGUGCACUGCCAAGUGAAAGACGCCCGGCCUCCAGCUGAGAUCACCUUCAGCAAGGGUGCCAAUGAGCUGGCAGAUGUGACAUCUAGCAUCCAACCUGGUUCUAGAGACAAGCUGUUCAACACCGAGGGCAUGCUGAAGAUCACCCCUGAAAGCUCAGACAACCAGCGUUGGCUGAUGUGCAGAGCCUCUAACAUGGUUUCUUUCGUCCCUGCGGUUGUCGGUUUCACCAUGAACGUCCUGUUCCCGCCCCAGCCGCCCGUCAUCAAGGGAUAUAACGGCCCUGCGGUAAAAGCCAAAGAGAACCUCAAACUGACCUGCAUUUCUUUAAGUGGCAACCCCCUGGCUACGCUGCAAUGGCUGAAGAAUGGUGAAGUCAUUUCCACGAACUGGGAAACGGACGAUACCAGCCAAUUGUCCCGCAGUUCCCUGGCUCUGAGCAUCACAGCAGAAGACAACAUGGCGACUGUGAGCUGCCAGGCUUUGAACAGAGUCUUGACGCUCCCCCUGCAGGCUAGCAUCGUUCUGCCUGUGGUCUUUCCCCCUGAACAGGUGAAAAUAAUUGGGUCAAGCAGCGCCCAAGAAAAGAGGGAGAUCUCCAUGUCUUGUUCCACUUCCACCAGCAACCCACCUGUGCUGCUGCGCUGGUGGCUGGGUUGGAGGGAGCUCAAUGCCACCGAGGUCACAGUGUCAGAGGGAGCUAACCAAGGGAUGAUCACUGUUUCUAAUCUGACAUACACUGUGCACCGAGAGGACAAUGGACUGUCCUUGAUCUGUGAGGCCUUCAAUGAAGCCAUCAUGUACACCAAGAGUGCUACAGUUACCCUCAGAGUAACAUAUCCACCUCAGAAAAUCUGGAUUGACGUGCCACCCCCGGAAACAUACUUUCGAGCAGGCACCGCAGUCAAGCUUGCCUGUUUUGCCAGUGGCGGGUACCCUCCACCUCGCCUUGAGUGGUACAAGGUGACAUGCUCUUCCACAGGAGGAGCCUCAGGAACCCGUGUGGAGCAGAAGCUCUCUCCUGGACAGAGUGGACUUCUGAAGCCCUGCCUGGGCAGGCAAGAGAUCAAGACAGUAAGAGAUGGAAUAACUUCAGGGUCGGCAGGGAAUAUUGUUUCCAAGGAGUUGAUGCUGACCACUACCCCCAGCGACAACAUGGCCACCUACCGUUGCAAUGCCACUGGCUCUUCCAGAAGCUCCGCGCUCACUGCGUACACCCUUCUCCACGUCCAGUUCCCACCUCUACAUGCAACGAUUACGACAACGGACAAGGAAAUGAGACACGGCCAGUCAGUGACCCUGAACUGUAAAUCAGGGAGCAGCCACCCUCCUGCCACCCUCACUUGGCUCAAAGAUGGAAAAAAGUUGAAAGGCACUAACCUAGGGCAGAAGAAAGCAGAGUAUGGGGGUUUCUCUACUUCAGAGAGGGUAACUCUGGUGGUAUCGUCUGAAGAUCAUGGGAAGAGGGUGGAAUGUCACGCGUACAGUGCCGUCCUCUCUGAAGGUGUGAAUACCUUCUACCAACUCACUGUCCUAUUUCCGCCAGAGUUCUCCCGCGAUCAGCCCCUUGCUGUGCAAACAGUGGAGCAUGAAGCUGUCCUGCUGCCCCUGCUGGUCACUGCCAGCCCUCCCGAAAUCACCUAUCGCUGGAGCUUCCUUGGUGAGGUACUCUUGACAGAGGGCUCACCACGGUACCACUUGAGGGAUGGUGGCUCCCUGGAGAUCUGGAACGUGACCCGGGCCGAUGCUGGCAAGUACAAGAUCCACUGUGAGAACCCAGAAGGGCACAACGAGACAUCUGUCUCACUGGAUGUGCAGUAUUCACCAUCCAUCCGCAGCAUUGGAGACCCAACCUAUGUGGACCUGGGAGGCACAGCUGAGAUUCUGUGCCAGGCUGAUGCCAACCCUGCCCCUGAAAGCAUGUUCCAGUGGAGGUGGCUGGGUGAUCUGGAGCAGAGCUUGGAAGAGCUGGGCAUUGAACUGCUGUCAGAAGGACUGGCAGGGCGACUGCGCAUCCAGGAGGCACAGCGAACCCAUGCUGGGCUCUACGAAUGCCAGGUAGACAACGGCAUCUCCCCAGCGGCAAGGAGCAGUGCCCGCUUGAUCGUGCGAUACUCCCCAGAGAUCAUCAAAGGCCCUGGUCAGAGAAAAGUGGCAGCUUCAGGAGAUGGGAAAAGCCAAGCCGCGCUCCAGUGCCGGGCUCAAGGCGUUCCCACCGUGCACUUCAGCUGGGCCAAGAAUGGUGUCUCCCUUGAUCUCCAAAGCUCCAGGCACACUGUGGUUACAGAUCAUGAAGGUUCCUUGCACACAAGUACCUUAACUAUUGCCAAUGUGAGCGCGGUCCUUGACUAUGCCACCUUCACCUGCACGGCCAGAAAUGAACUGGGCAUGGAUACUCUUGACAUCCAGCUACUUAGUACUAGCCGCCCUGACCCACCAACAGGACUGAAGGUUGUUGGUGUUGCCCACAACUGGCUGGCUUUGGAAUGGACCCCAGGCUUUGAUGGAGGGCUUCAACAAAGCUUUCGCAUCAGGUAUCACUGGCCAGGGACCCGCAGCUUCCUGUAUGUAGAUGUCUUCCCACCACAGUCCUCUGCUUUCACCUUGACGGGCCUGUACCCGAACACCCUCUAUAACGUCUCAGUCAAUGCUCGUAAUGUUCUUGGUGAAAGUGACUUUGCUGAUGGAGGUGCAGGACUCAGUGUUACUACUGAAGAGAGCUCCAUACUGCCUCUUCCUCUUAUUGGGCUCCUCAGUGCCCUAGGGGGACUUCUGAUAGUUUCCAACCUGUUCUUUCUGGGCUGCUUAUUGUGCAGGCGACAGGCCCGAGGCUUCAAAGGAGAUGGAACCCAAGAAGCAGCCAAGGGAAAGGUGAGAUUUUCCAACAACUAUACAGUGUGCAAGUGGCUGAAAAUUGGCGCACAGCCAGCACAGCUGGAGGAGCACAGCUCAGAGGGCAGCUCUGUCAAGACGUCAACAACAGGUUCUGGAGCCACUUCCCAGGCCUGGUCCCGGCUGGGCCGCCGCGGUGACAGCGAGACUGAUGCUAGUAUUACAGACCCCAACAUCCUGCCCCCUUGGCUUGGCUCCUCAGAGAUCCAUGAGUAUGAGGAAGUGAGGGUACCUGGGAGAUACGAGGAACUGGGACCUCUGUACGAUGUCUGGUACCCUGAGGCGGAACCACGGAUUCAUGAGUAUGCAGAUGCCUAUCAAAGGAGCAGAGGAUCGCUGGCUGCCUACGCAGAGAUGAUGCAGAUUUACGAUCCUGUGGCGGAUUACCUGCCCCUGGCCCAGGAGCUGCCUUUUGAGCAGCAAGGGGAACUGGUCUAA
Elgaria multicarinata webbii is the source of this 3837-nucleotide messenger RNA. It is a transcript of the gene NPHS1, whose product is annotated as NPHS1 adhesion molecule, nephrin. Lineage: Eukaryota; Metazoa; Chordata; Lepidosauria; Squamata; Anguidae. Gene Ontology annotation, cellular component: cell-cell junction; plasma membrane. The transcript has 29 exons. The record is from RefSeq and is a predicted model, not a curated record. Gene Ontology annotation, biological process: cell-cell adhesion. Gene Ontology annotation, molecular function: cell adhesion molecule binding. The coding region runs from base 1 to 3837 and encodes 1278 amino acids.